AUGGAGCUCGGCUGGGGCUGGAACAGCUCCCAGCAGAGCCCACCUGGGCACGGCCAGGGGCUGCUGAGCCCGGCAGGGCACCCCAACCUGACGGCGCUGCACACCCGGGACGAGGAGCUGGCCAAGGCUGAGGUGGGGGUGCUGGGCACCAUCCUGGCCGUGGCCACCGUGGGCAACCUGGGCGUGCUGCUGGCCAUGUACCGGCUGAGGAGGAAGAUGAGCCGCAUGCACCUCUUCAUCCUGCACCUGGGCCUGAGCGACCUGGGCGUGGCGCUGUUCCAGGUGCUGCCGCAGCUCCUCUGGAAGGUCACCUACCGCUUCGUGGGGCCCGACCCCCUCUGCAGGGCCGUCAAGUACCUGCAGGUGCUCAGCAUGUUCGCCUCCACCUACAUGCUGAUGGUGAUGACCCUGGACCGCUAUCUGGCCGUGUGCCACCCGCUGCAGUCGCUGCAGCAGCCCAGCCGCCAGGCUUACACCAUGAUCGGGCUCACCUGGCUGCUCAGCUGCCUGCUCAGCCUGCCGCAGGUGUUCAUCUUCUCCCUGCGGGAGGUGCGCCCGGGCUCGGGGGUGCUGGAUUGCUGGGCGGAUUUCGGGUACCCGUGGGGAGCGCGCGCCUACAUCACCUGGACCACGCUGUGCAUCUUCGCGCUGCCCGUGGGCGUCCUCAGCGUCUGCUACAGCCUCAUCUGCCACGAGAUCUGCAAGAACCUCAAGGGCAAGACGCAGAGCGGCGGCCCUGGCACGGGGGGAGCCGUGGCGGGUGCCCCUGGUGGUGCCAGCCCUGCGGGGAAGGGCGGGCAGCCCUCGAGGGUGAGCAGCGUGCGCACCAUCUCCCGCGCCAAGAUCCGCACGGUGAAGAUGACCUUCGUCAUCGUGGCCGCCUAUGUCACCUGCUGGGCGCCCUUCUUCAGCGUGCAGAUGUGGUCAGUGUGGGACCAGGAUGCUCCUGAUGAUGAGUCCACCAACGUGGCUUUCAGCAUCACCAUGCUGCUGGCCAGCCUCAGCAGCUGCUGCAACCCCUGGAUCUACCUGUUCUUCAGCGGGCACCUCCUGCAGGACUGCCGGGGCUGCUGGGGCCGCCGCCGGGCCGGGCUGCGCAGACCCAACUCCACCGGGAGCCUGUGCAGCAGGAAAACCACGAUCCUGAGCCACAGCCACCAGGCCGGGGUCCCCCUGCACGGGGACAGCGCCAGGGAGCUGUACCCGCCCUGCGACGAGGCCGUGACAGAGUCAGGCACGCUCUGGCGGUCCCGAUCAAACCAUUCACUGUGUCACCGCAGAAAUCGGGAUGUGUACACCGCCAGUGACAACGCGUCGCGUCACGCCAUGUCCGUCGCUGCCGUGCGAACCCCAGGUGGCGUGACACGCCACCUCCAGGCCGCUGCGUGA
Molecule: messenger RNA, 1389 nt
Organism: Camarhynchus parvulus
Lineage: Eukaryota; Metazoa; Chordata; Aves; Passeriformes; Thraupidae
Gene: AVPR1B
Product: arginine vasopressin receptor 1B
Exons: 3
Coding region: 1-1389 (462 amino acids)
Biological process (GO): positive regulation of vasoconstriction; G protein-coupled receptor signaling pathway; regulation of systemic arterial blood pressure by vasopressin
Cellular component (GO): membrane
Molecular function (GO): peptide binding; vasopressin receptor activity
Source: RefSeq, a predicted model, not a curated record